Messenger RNA from Lethenteron reissneri (Far Eastern brook lamprey), 1579 nucleotides. RefSeq names its product coagulation factor VII-like. Lineage: Eukaryota; Metazoa; Chordata; Hyperoartia; Petromyzontiformes; Petromyzontidae. Gene Ontology annotation, molecular function: calcium ion binding; serine-type endopeptidase activity. The record is from RefSeq and is a predicted model, not a curated record. Gene Ontology annotation, biological process: blood coagulation; proteolysis. Gene Ontology annotation, cellular component: extracellular region.
AACAAUAUAUAGGGUAGCAGGCCUCCAUCGCGACAUGUCGCUGCGUCCGUGGAAACUCCUUCUGCUUUCAUCUUGCCUCCUCCUCCUCCAUGCAACCACUGCAGUGUUCGUGUCAAGGCGGGAGGCGUCUCGACUGCUGCGAGUGCGCAGAGUCAAUGACCACGGGCUGGAGGAGUUCCUCCCAGGCUCCCUGGAGCGCGAAUGCAUGGAGGAGCGUUGCAGCCUCGAGGAAGCCAUGGAGAUCUUCCCCGACAAGGAGGCGGCGAAAUCAUUCUGGUACAAAUACGCAGAUGGAGACCAAUGCGCCUCGAGCCCCUGCCACGCGGGGACGUGCAAGGACGCGCUCAACUCGUACUCGUGCGUCUGUCCAGACGGCUACCAAGGCGUCAACUGCGAGAUCAACACGCGCACGUGCGGCUACCGGAACGGAGGCUGCGAGCACUUCUGUUCUGAGCGAGGGAACAACGCCAGCGUGCGCUGCGGUUGUGCCGAGGGCUACGCGCUCAUGGACAACGGCACGUGCUCGCCACAGGUGGAGUUUCCAUGCGGACGGAGACAAAGACAAAAAGAAGCCAAGCACAGAGGUGGCGAUGACCUGAGGAUUGUCAAUGGGUGGAGGUGUGAGCCUGGAGAAUGUCCCUGGCAGGUGCUGCUCGUGAGCUACGAGACGGGGAAAGGCUUAUGCGGAGGGGCGCUGCUGAACGACGAGUGGGUCAUCACAGCCGCUCACUGCAUUGUGGGAGCGAAGACCCAGGGCGGCCUGGCCAAUUACGUGAUCAUUGGUGAGUACGACGUGGACGUGUUGGACGGCUCGGAGCAGUAUCUGCCGGUGCGGCGUGUGGUGCUGCACAAGCGGCACGUCGCCCCCUCUUCCUCCUCCUCCUCCUCCUCGUCGUCGCCGCUGCCGCCGCUGCCCGGUCCGCGCCGCCGCGACUACGACGUGGCGCUGCUGCAGCUGGCGACGCGCGCGCGCCUCGGCCCCAGCGCCGUGCCGCUUUGCCUGCCCUCGACCUCGCUGUCCGAGCAGCAGCUGCUCAUGCCGGGCAUCCACGGCCUCGUCAGCGGAUGGGGCCGCCUCGGCGAAGGCGCGGCACGAGCUAGCGUGCUGCAGGCCGUGAGCGUGCCCUUCGUGCCGCACGCGGAGUGCGUCAGGGCGCUGGGCUCCGCCGUCACGCGCAACAUGUUCUGCGCGGGGCGCAGCGCGGACGACGACGGUGCCGGUGGCGGCGGGAGGCUGGGCGACGCUUGCGGCGGGGAUAGUGGCGGCCCCCACGCCACUCUUUACGGGGACACGUUCUUCCUGACGGGCAUCGUGAGCUGGGGCGACGGGUGCGCGCGGAGCGGCAAGUAUGGAGUCUACACCAAGGUGUCGCGGUUUGUGCCGUGGAUCCGCGAGGUGAUGGGACGCCCCGAAGUGAAGGCCGCCCUCCCCUCGCCGCCCGGGGCGGACUCACGCGAGCGCAGCUCCAGCCAGGCUCCUGCUGCUGCUGGUGGUGCAACACAAGAGGGGACAUCGUGACACAACAACAACAACAACAUAAUCAUCAUCUUCUUGGUUCUUUCGGUAAAGUCACGUAGA